GGGGAGGGGCGAAAGUGGGGAAGUUGAAAGGUUUCCUCUGCAGUCGGCGAGGGGAUGCCAGGCAAGGAAGAGCCUCAGCUACAUAUACGCAAGCAGCAACAUCAUGAUGGCAUGGACUUGGAUGACCUGCUACCCCAAAUUGGGGAGUUUGGGUGUUACCAGAAGUUGUUGCUCUGGCUGGUAUGUCUGCCUGCCUGUAUUCCAUGCGGCUUCUGUGCAUUCAAUCAGCUGUUCAUGGCAGACACACCCGACCACUGGUGUCUCGAGCCAGAGCUGAUGGAGUAUCCACGAGAGAGAAGGAAGCAGCUCGCUAUACCUUAUGAUGAGACUGAUAAUGGAACUUACAGCAAGUGCUCCCGCUACAAUGUCAAUUGGACUCAACUGCUGCUAGAGUACGAUAUAGACGACCUGAGCCCCAACACGAGCUGGCCAGUCACCACUUGUCUGUAUGGCUGGGAGUUUGAUACUUCUAUAGUAUCUUCAUCUAUUGUUAUUGAUUACGAGCUGGUGUGUCAGCAUGACAUCUACCCUACCAUCGGUUUGGCGGCACUCAAUGCGGGUGGUCCUGUAGGUGUAUAUAUGUUCGGGAUUUUAAAUGACAGAUAUGGUAGAAGGCUGUCGUUUUUCCUUUGCCUGGCUACAUUGAUAUUUGGGAACCUUGCCUGCGCAUUCAUGCCCAACUUCUGGCUAUGGGCAGCCUGUAGGGUUAUAGCAGGUCUGACCAUUCCAGCCAUCUACCAGAUUCCUUUCAUCAUUUCUCUAGAGCUGGUGGGUCCCAACUACCGAUCAUUCGUUACUGUCAUGACGUGCCUGUUCUACACGUUGGGACUUGUCUUCCUGGCUGGCAUCACGUACCUGGUACGGAACUGGGUACAUCUUGCCAUUGUCACCUCUCUCCCAUUCUUGCUCUACUACAUCUAUUGGUGGUUCUUACCGGAGUCACCACGGUGGUUACUUGCCAAAGGGCGGCUGGAGGAAGCUUCUAAAAUACUGGAAACCUUGGCCAGCGUCAAUGAAAAAGAAUUACCUGACACUUUUAAAUUCAGAUUGAAGCAAGGAAUGAUGCUGCAACGGACUCGAAGUGAAGAACGGAGGUUGCAGACGGGGCCGGGUGUUGGAGCCCUGUUCAAGACACCUAACAUGCGGCUUAAAACCAUCCUUAUUACUCUCAACUGGUUUGCCAAUGAGAUGGUGUAUGUGGGUCUGAGCUAUUACGGGCCAGCUCUGGGUAGUGAUCAGUAUCUCAGUUUCCUAUUGUCGUCACUUGUCGAGAUCCCCAGCUAUUUGGCCUGCUGGGUAGUCAUGGACAGGUGGGGGCGUCGCUGGCCUCUCUCCAUCUCCAUGAUCGUCAGUGGUGUAUGCUGUAUCAUUACUGUACUCUUGCCUCCAGAAGCAGUGACUGAAACGUUGGUGCUGUUUCUCCUCUCCAAAUUUGCAAUAUCAGCUUCGUUCUUGAUCAUCUACCCAUUCACUGGGGAGCUAUAUCCCACCCAACUAAGAGGGGUUGGAAUUGGUUUCUCUGCUUACAUCAGUGGACUAGGACUGAUCAUUAUACCUUUCAUCACUUACCUUGGGUCAGAACAUCUAGUGUUGCCACUGGUAAUCAUGGGGGCGGUGUCGGUGGUGGUAGGCAUGACGAGCCUCCGCCUCCCUGAGACCCUCCAUCAUCGCCUCCCUCAGACCAUCGAUGAGGGCGAGGAGUUUGGCAAGGACUGGAGUCUAGCAGAAUGUCUUCGCUGUGUCCCUCUACAGCCCAGUUCUAUCAACACGUCAUAUGAGGACCUUGAUUUGGAGACGAAGGAUCAGGUGGAGCUACAGACUCAGACAAGUCCUCACAUGUCGACACCAGACAAAGAGACAGCUCUGCUAGGUCGUCGCGUACCUCGACGUCUUGUGCGACAGGCCAGCAUCAUGGAGACCCCUCUAGACUCUUCAGGCAGCAUGAAGAUGACUUGCUGGUUUUAGUCCCUAUUGCUUGUUUAGUAAUAAAUUUGUUUUUAUCUCAAA
Molecule: messenger RNA, 2007 nt
Organism: Homalodisca vitripennis (glassy-winged sharpshooter)
Lineage: Eukaryota; Metazoa; Arthropoda; Insecta; Hemiptera; Cicadellidae
Product: carcinine transporter
Exons: 12
Coding region: 55-1965 (636 amino acids)
Biological process (GO): transmembrane transport
Cellular component (GO): membrane
Molecular function (GO): transmembrane transporter activity
Source: RefSeq, a predicted model, not a curated record